This is a messenger RNA of Psilocybe cubensis, 489 nucleotides long. RefSeq lists its product as uncharacterized. Bases 1 to 489 code for a protein of 162 amino acids. The transcript is spliced from 3 exons. Lineage: Eukaryota; Fungi; Basidiomycota; Agaricomycetes; Agaricales; Agrocybaceae. The record is from RefSeq and is a predicted model, not a curated record.
AUGGCAGACAAUACAGUCAAGUACGACCUCCCAGACGGCUACAUAUUUGUACUUGGCCCAGACGAUCGUGAUUACAUUGUUCCGGAGUUCAUGGUGCCAUCUUUGGAGCAAGCAUUUGCCAUUCAGCGCACUAAAUCAAAUAUCGGCGUUGCCAAAGCUUCGGGAAUUGACCCUUCAGCUAAGAAUGCUCAAAUCUAUAAUACCUUAGGAGGUAAUCUCCAUGUACCUCCAGAACCUCCGUUGACCGAUCAAGAACGACUGUCCCUUCACGCGGAAGUUUGCAGCCUGCAGCAGCGCUUGGGCAUUUCCUACAUAGAUGCCGCCCAUAGACUGUACCUCGCUGAGGUGGAGAAAAUAAAACUGGCAAAUGUUCAUCGCAAGGCUUUGGGUGCGUUGGAUAGGCACGUACGAAAGUCUUUACAAUUUAUUGCGGAGCGCCAUAGCGUGAUUGAGGGGAAGGAAACUGGUAGCAACACUAAGUUGCAGUAG